This is a messenger RNA of Crotalus tigris (Tiger rattlesnake), 4258 nucleotides long. It is a transcript of the gene SLC30A6, whose product is annotated as solute carrier family 30 member 6. Gene Ontology annotation, molecular function: monoatomic cation transmembrane transporter activity. The transcript is spliced from 14 exons. NCBI's taxonomy places the organism in Eukaryota, Metazoa, Chordata, Lepidosauria, Squamata, Viperidae. The coding region runs from base 120 to 1502 and encodes 460 amino acids. Gene Ontology annotation, biological process: transmembrane transport; monoatomic cation transport. The record is from RefSeq and is a predicted model, not a curated record. Gene Ontology annotation, cellular component: membrane.
UUAGUUCCGGGGUUGGCCAAUUACACGUCAAGCUAAUUCGACUCCUACCGUACUCCUUUCUUUGGUGACAGGAGACGCCCGCCUUUUCCGGCCCCGUUGGGAGCCGCUCCUUCCGCAACAUGGGAACAAUAUAUUUGUUUCGCAAAUCACAGCGGUCUCUUCUUGGCAAGUUAACACAGGAAAUUAGAACAGUAGCUGCUGAUAGAAGGUCAUGGAAGAUCUUGUUGUUUGGUGCAAUAAAUAUAACAUGCACUGCGUUCCUGCUUAUGUGGUGUAGUUCUACAAACAGCAUAGCUUUAACGGCAUAUACCUAUCUAACAAUCUUUGAUCUUUUCAGCUUAAUAACAUGCUUAAUAAGUUAUUGGGUAAUGAUGAAGAAACCAAGUUCCUCUUAUUCAUUUGGAUUUGAGAGAUUUGAAGUCCUAGCAGUAUUUGCUUCUACGGUUCUUGCACAACUUGGAGCACUCUUUAUACUUAAAGAAAGUGCUCAACGAUUUCUUGAACAACCAGAGAUUCAUACGGGUCGAUUGCUGGUUGGUACCUUUGCGGCACUCACUUUCAACUUGUUUACAAUGCUUUCGAUUAAGAAUAAACCAUUUGCUUAUGUGUCUGAAGCUGCAAGUACAAGUUGGCUUCAGGAACAUGUCGCAGAUCUCACUAUGAGCUUGUGCGGUAUCAUUCCUGGACUGAGUAGCAUCUUUCUUCCACGUAUGAAUCCAUUCAUCUUGAUUGAUCUUGCUGGGGCUUUAGCUCUUUGUAUUACAUACAUGCUAAUCGAGAUUAAUAAUUAUUUUGCAGUUGAUACAGCUUCUGCAGUAGCUAUUGCUUUGAUGACAUUUGGUACUAUGUAUCCCAUGAGUGUCUACAGUGGAAAGGUAUUGCUUCAGACGACACCACCUCAUGUGAUUGGACAGCUAGAUAAACUUAUACGAGAGGUUUCUACUUUGGAUGGAGUUCUAGAAGUUCGGAAUGAACACUUCUGGACAUUGGGAUUUGGUUCAUUGGCUGGAUCAGUUCAUGUGAGAAUUCGAAGAGAUGCCAAUGAACAGAUGGUACUUGCACAUGUGACAAAUCGGCUAAAUGCAUUAGUAUCUAUUUUGACUGUUCAAAUUUUCAAAGAUGACUGGAUUAGGCCUACUUUGGCCACUGGACCUAUUGGGAACAAUAUGCUGAACGUUUCAGAUCAUUACAUUAUUCCAAUGCCACCUCUAAAAUCAGCAGAAAAUUCUGACCUUGCUACAUCCACUCCAACUAAACCAAACAGUCCACCUCCAGAAUUUGCUUUUAACACACCAGGUAAAAAUAUGAACCCUAUCAUUCUCAUGAACACUCAGGCAAGGCCCUAUGGAUUGAACUUCAAUCAUGGAACUGUACCUUACAGCAGUGUCUUCACUCAAGGUUUUGGAUUGCCAGGAACGGGAGUAACCCAGGGAUUCAGGACUGGCUUCAUCAGUGUUCCCCAGAGAUAUGGAACUGGCACUCAAGGUCAAUUAAGACCCUAAUAAACUGUUUCUAUAUUUAUUGUUUGUAAUUACUUCAAUUAUUUUAUUGCUCAUUUUUCUACAAGACUGGAAACUAAUAUCAGAAGUUUUCAAAAUCAUGAAAACGUGCAUUCAUGGAUUGACUUAAUUUUUGAGGGUUAUCCAUUUCUGACUGUAAAGCAUAGCUUUAUAAAAAGUUAUUGCAACUGCAUAUAUUGCUGGUCUUGUAAAUAAUUUCAGUAUAGUAUGUGAAAGGAACUCCAGAAAAUAACAGUUUUGCAAAGUGUCUAUUAACAAAAUUAUUUUCUUAAAAGUUUGUCUUUGAUGUAAUCAUACAAUCAUUUUUAAAAGUUAUACUUUCUGAACAAUGGAAAAAUGAUUAUUUGUUAAGUUUAGCAAGCGCUCCUGAAAUUCAGUUUGAUAUUAAAAUGCUUAUGGGUAAUCUUGUUUGAGGAGUGCAGAGGAGAACUCAAUGAAAUAUGACAGUGUGGGAAGACAAGGUGAUCCAGCUACCCGUAACCGAUUAUUAAGAAUAUUAUGCCCAAUACAUGUCUCUCAUGCAGAGUUACUUUUCUGAAAGAAAAAUGGCAUCAGAGAUUUUAAACAGGAACUUGUGGACUUUAGGGACAGGUUUCUCCCCUCCUCCAAGUGCAUAGGCCUCAGGGAAAAAGCUAUCUUGGGCACCUGAAGAGCUGAAAAUUCCAGAGAGAGACCUAUAUCUGUGGUAGAGACCCAAAGAGAGGUUAAUUACAGAGGAGAGAAAUGGAAUUAAGAGCAGAAAUGGCAAUUAGGAAACGGUGAAGCAAGGAAGGUUCUGUCUUUAUCUCCAUCAUCUCCAUAUCAACAUAAAUUUCAGGCUGAGGAGAACUGCUGCAGGUGGACCAAAGGAAAACAGCAUUUGGAUUUUCGGAAAGCUGAUGAAGGAAAUGCUGAAAAAUACAGCCCAGAACUGUUGAGCAGUAAAAGUGGUCUGAUUUUGUUACGAUCCUGAAAUAAUCUACAAUAGGAUGGGUUUGUUGAUCUAGCAGACUGUUGUAGUUAUUUCAGCAUUCAACAUUCAGCAUUUAUUCUUUACAGCCUGAUUGAAAGAUAGCUUCAUUUUAAGCCCUCCUUCUCCUUGAUUUUGUGAUCCAGAGCUUCUAUAGCCUGUGCUGCUAUUCUUGGUGCAUACAUAGGACCUAGAACAAAAACACUUCACUUGGUUACAUAAAAUAUAAUACAGGGCUUUUCAGGCCUACUGCUAGGGAAGGGAUUGAAAAGAAUUUGAAAAUCCAUGCUCUGUAAGUUUUCCCCACCUUGUUAAAACUCAUUCUAGGUAAAUGGCAGCAAAAGGUGUCACACAGGAGAUCUAGUUCAUAUUUAAUUAGCCCAUCUGCUUUCCACCAAGAGUGUCAGGUUGAAUAUGUUUUGUUCUGGUAAUAAGCAUUUGUGAGUGAUGAAGUUGUAUACCUACUACUUGCAUUGUGUGUCGUAAUUGGUUUUCCCUAGUGACCUCUUCCAUUUUAAUAAAAUAAAGGAUAGAAUGGCUGGUUUGGGACUAAUAAAGGUUUCCACUGUGGGAAAUCAGAAUUGACUAACUUUUUAAACAGCGUGCUUUGGGGAACCCCAUUUCUACAAUAGUAGUGUGGAAUUGCUGCCAUUCAUCUCUUUUUUUUCCAAUAAAAAAGGUAUCAGUUUACCCUGAGGUUUUCAGUGUGGGUAUGAUUACCUUCCCUAGAUAGGUUUGUUAUUCCUUUAUGAACAAAAGUCCUUUGAAAACUCUUUGAUCCAUUUCCAUUAUUAAGUUAUAAGAGAUUAUAGGCAAUUUACCUAUAGCAAAUAUAAAGUUAUGGAUAAAUAUACAGUGGUGCUUAAAAGUUUCUGUACCCUUCUGAAUUAUUAAUAUUGCUGCAUAAAUAUGACCUAAACCAUGAUCUGUCCUCUGCACAAAUCCUAAAACUGGAUAAAGAACCAAUUAAGAAGAUAAGUAAAAUAGUGUACUUGUUCAUUUAUUUAUGAAAAGAAUGUAAAACUAUGGGUUUGUGUGUGACAAAAGCUUGUAAACCUCUAGAUUUAUCAAUUCAUUUGAAGGAGAAAUUAGAAUCCAGUGUUUCAAUCAAUUAGUUGAAAUCAGGGUCAAGUGUGGAAGGUCCUGCCUUAUGUAAAGAACAGAAUUCUGGGUAGUCAUAUCAAAGUGACCUUCACAACACUGAUAUGUGAAAGUGUGUCAUAGCUCAAAUGCAGGAGAGUUUUGAGGACCUCAAAAAACAAUUGUUGAUGCUCAGAAUAACAUUUAAAGAACUAAAUAUCUCUCAUUGGUGAAUAUCAAUUUUCACAAGACCAACAUCAGGACAACUCUGAAAAAAUGAGUAAGGCAGAGUUGAAAGGAGAAAGCGACUCAUCUUCCCCCCAAAAAGGAUGUAUUUUAAGGAGCAAUGUUACAUGCCUACUUAUAAUGGUACUUUCUUUUGGAGCUACUAAUUAAAUCAGGUUUAAAAAAAAAAUGAUGGUCACUGUUACCAAAUACUAUAAGAAGCUGAUCAGUUCAUUUUCAGUCAACAUAUCUUAUGUUAUAUGCACUAUAAUCAAUAUUUUUUUAAAACCCUGUUUUUUAUCUUGUCUGUAACAGUUUAACCAUUCUCAUAUUGUAUAGUCUAACAGCAUUUAAAUCUACUUAUGAUGCACAGGAAUUAUUUCUGUCCAAAAUUUAUAUUUAAAUAUUGCUUCUAUAUGAAUAGUUUCUCCUUCCCUAAUAUACAAUUCUUAAUCAGCUCAUAAAAUUUAUAGAAUUUCUUCUU